UUCUUUUUUCAUUUUUCCUCGAAGUUGAUUCCCAAUCUUCGCUCACACGAUCCAGUUCAAACUCCGUUCCCUGUUCUAUUAAAUAUCUGAUUGAUACUAUUAAACCCAGAAAAGUGUUGAUCAAAUUAAACUAAGUCCCAAAAGAGCAAAAAGAGAAUUCAAGGAGGCAGAAAGGAAAAGGAAAGAUAAGAAAAGGAAAAAGGAAAGCAGGUUGAAGUUGCUUGCUUUGUUUGGAUGGAUGCUUGAUUUUUUUAAAGAAUUUCAAAGGAAAGGGCUUUGAUUGCAUAGAAUUCAGAAGAUGGGUCUUGCUAGUUAUGCUGUUUGGGGCUUUUACUUUUGGAAAAACAAAAGACUACUGAAUUUAGUGAAACGGUAUGAAGAGUAAAUUUAAAGUGAAAAGGAGAGGCAUACUUAAGCAAAACUUAGAGAAGAUUAUGAACUGCCUUUGCUCUGGAGAGCAACCAAGGCCUGUGGAUGAAAUGGUACCUUCGUCUGAAUCUCUUGCAACCAAGGACUAUUCAUUAGGUGGUUAUUCUUCUAGAAAUGGUGAAGCAGACCAGAGGCCAGAUACCAGCAAUAUAGAAGAAGCUGAAUUAACCCUUCGUGAACGUGGUUCUUUGAACUAUGAGGAAGCAAGAGCAUUACUGGGAAGAAUUGAAUAUCAAAAAGGAAACAUAGAAGCUGCUUUACAUGUAUUUGAAGGAAUAGAUAUUGGUUCAAUAAUUCCCAAGAUGAAAAUUAGUCUUUCUAGAAAAGGAGCACACCGUAGGCGGCAUUCACAAAAUUUUGCCACCCCUCCAAUGUCUGUUCAUGCUGUCAGUUUGCUUUUGGAAUCAGUCUUUCUAAAAGCAAAAUCACUGCAGCAUCUUGGGAGGUUUAAUGAAGCCGCUCAAUCUUGCAAAGUUAUUCUGGACAUAGUUGAAUCUUCAUUACCAGAAGGCUUGCCUGAAAACUUUGCUGCUGACUGUAAAUUGCAGGAGACUCUUAACAAGACUGUUGAGUUGCUUCCAGAACUAUGGAAACUUGCUGAUUGCCCUCGUGAAGCAAUCCUGUCAUACCGGCGGGCUCUCCUUCAUCAAUGGAAUCUUGAUGCGGAAACAACUGCACGGAUUCAAAAGGAGUUUGCCAUUUUUCUUCUAUAUAGUGGAGGCGAAGCAUGCCCCCCAAACCUUCGCUCUCAGAUGGACAGUUCAUUUGUUCCUAGAAACAACAUAGAAGAGGCUAUACUUCUGUUGAUGAUACUGCUAAGGAAAGUUUCACUCAAAAGAAUUGAGUGGGAUGAAUCGAUCUUAAAUCACCUUUCUUUUGCUCUCUCAGUGUCAGGGGAUUUAAAAGCAUUAGCCAAUCAAGUUGAGGAAUUGCAUCCUGGUAUCAUCGGUCGAAGAGAAACAUUUUAUAUGCUAGCUCUUUGUUAUCAUGGUGCUGGUGAGGAUUUGGUUUCUCUGAACCUGCUUAGGAAAUUAUUACAUGUUAGAGAGGAUCCGAAGUGUGUCCCUGCCUUACUGUUGGCAUCAAAAGUUUGUGGAAAUAUCCCUAAACUUGCAGAAGAAGGACUAAAUUAUUCCCGCAGAUCCCUUGAAAACUUGGAAAGUGGAUGUGAAAAAUUGGAAAGUGUUGCUAAUUUUUUGCUGGGAGUCUUACUUUCAGCGUAUUCUAGAUCAGCUAUUGCUGAUUCUGAGAGGAUCGCAAGACAAUCUGAGGCAUUGCAGGUUCUGGAAUCAGCAGGAAAAAUGACAAGAAUGAAAGACUCCUGUAUUCUUUACCAUCUCAGUUUGGAAAAUGCAGAGCAAAGGAAACUGGAUACAGCACUUCACUAUGCUUCACGCUUGUUGAAACUGGAAACUGGAUCUAAUAUUAAAGGAUGGUUACUGUUGGCCAGGAUCUUAUCUGCUCAGAAACGGUAUGUAGAUGCUGAAGCUGUUAUUAGUGCUGCCUUGGAUCAGACCGGGAAAUGGGAUCAGGGAGAGCUGUUGAGAACUCAAGCUAAACUUCAAAUUGCACAGGGUCAUUUAAAGGGUGCUGUUAAGACAUAUGGGCAUCUUCUCGCCAUUCUUCAAGUUCAGACUAAAAGCUUUAGUUCUGGGAAGAAGUCCCGUAAGGGCAAUGGAAACCCUACUGGAAGUUUGGAACUGGAAGUUUGGCAUGAUCUGGCUUCUGUCUACAUAAGCCUAUCACAGUGGAAUGAUGCUGAAGUUUGUCUUUCCAAAUCUAAGGCCAUUAGUUAUUACUCAGCUUCAAGAUGCUAUACAACUGGAAUGCUUUAUGAAAGCAAGGGCCUCCACAGAGAAGCACUGAAAGCCUUCACUGGUGCCCUGGAAAUUGAUCCCACACAUGUCCCAAGCUUGGUAUCUACAGCUGUGGUUCUUAGACGGCUCGGAAACCAAACAAAUGAAAUAGUGAGAUCCUUUCUAAUGGAUGCUCUACGGCUUGACAGAAUGAAUUCAUCUGCAUGGUAUAACCUGGGUUUGCACUAUAAAGCUGAGGGCAGUGCAUCUUCCUUUCAAGAAGCAGCUGAAUGCUUCGAGGCUGCAGCCUUUCUUGAAGAAUCAGCACCAGUUGAACCUUUCAGAUGACCAGAUCUAUUGAGAAGUGACAAGUUUCAUUACUCUGCAUUCUUUGGUAUUUUGGCGAGAUACGUUUUUUCAUGAGUUUUGUAUAUUGUAGCAUUUCACACAAUAAGAAUUAAAAAAGAAAAAAAAAUAUGAAAAAAUCUUAUAUUC
Messenger RNA from Manihot esculenta (cassava), 2720 nucleotides. Its product is annotated as protein NPGR2. The transcript is spliced from 6 exons. Gene Ontology annotation, molecular function: protein binding. NCBI's taxonomy places the organism in Eukaryota, Viridiplantae, Streptophyta, Magnoliopsida, Malpighiales, Euphorbiaceae. The coding region runs from base 375 to 2573 and encodes 732 amino acids. The record is from RefSeq and is a predicted model, not a curated record.